This is a messenger RNA of Talaromyces stipitatus ATCC 10500, 2637 nucleotides long. RefSeq names its product C6 finger domain protein, putative. Gene Ontology annotation, biological process: regulation of DNA-templated transcription. Gene Ontology annotation, molecular function: DNA-binding transcription factor activity, RNA polymerase II-specific; zinc ion binding. The record is from RefSeq and is a predicted model, not a curated record. The coding region runs from base 1 to 2325 and encodes 774 amino acids. The transcript is spliced from 3 exons. NCBI's taxonomy places the organism in Eukaryota, Fungi, Ascomycota, Eurotiomycetes, Eurotiales, Trichocomaceae.
AUGUCGGAGGCUCAGUCAAGUCAAAUCCCCAACGGGAUGUCGCCUUCUCCUCCUACCGCUACCGCUACCACCGAUACUUCUACGUCUGCUCCUGCUCCAGCUCCUGCUGCCUCUUCUCCAACUCCCGCCCCAGUAGCUAGUACGACUGCUGCUGCUCCUGCGCCUAGCCCGUCUCCUACGCCUGUUGCUGCGGCUUUAGUUGCUACUGUUCCUGCUUCUGCGGUUCCUGCUCCUACCGCUCCCGCUGCCGACCCUCCAGCAGCUCCACCAGUUUCUGCGACUGCUCCUCCUCCAUCGUUUCCCCCUUUACCACCGAUUUCUACGGAAGAUUUUGAAAGAACCACAGACUUCACGAAUGGCCUUCAAACCGCACCUGUCUCGUCUCAGAAUGUUACGAAUGCAAAUGUCCCAGCUACUUCAUUUACUGCAGUCAAUGCGCCAGCUACAGUCCCUGCGCCAGUACCAGCACCUACAGCGGCGCAAAUAUCGUCUGCGCCUCCAGUAGCAACUACGAACGCACCCUCGCAAACAUAUUCGUCUACACCGGCCGCUGCUCCCACACCUUCGCCUUCGACGGGACCUGCGGUUGCGCCUACGCAAACACCUUUGUCUCUGCCUCCAACAGCCCCUACGGCGCCGCCUCUAUCUGUACCUCCUUCUCCGUCUCUGGUAACGACAUCAGCUCCAUCACAGCCUUCAUCAGUUAAUCCGGUUCCCCCUCCCCCAAUGUCACAAUAUCAAACAACGCCGAAUGCCCCAUUGAAUCCUCCACCAAUGCAAGCACAACCUCCCAUGGGAUCGCCGCAUCCAACUACUGCGCCUCCCAUGCAACCAAUGGGUCAGUAUAACCAGGCGUAUUCUCCACAGAUGGCGCAAAUGGGUAUGCAGACACAAAUGAGUUAUCAGCUUCCAGGUGGUAAUAACUCGCGUUCACGGGCGCAUCAACGAGAAGUAAAGAGGCGGACAAAGACGGGCUGUCUGACUUGCCGUAAGCGCAGAAUAAAGUGCGACGAAGGUCAUCCAGUGUGCCGCAACUGUGUCAAAAGCAAACGCGAAUGUUUAGGUUACGACCCGGGAUUUCGACCACAACCUCCACCCUCCGAUAUACGACCUGCAAGCAUACCCCAGCCUUCGCUUGUCGUGAAUCCUCAGGAAAAUCAUAACAGCAAUCCUUAUCCUUCCGCGCCCCCAGGUUACAUCCCCGCUUCAGCUCAGCCCUUCGCUCCCUCUGUCCAGUCGGAUUCUUCUAUCCAGUCGUUUGACCAAUCCAAUAGCAAUCGCCAAGGGCCUGUCGAGCCUUCUGUGGAGGGAAGUGAUACUAUGUCGGUUAUGGCAAGUGUACAGGAUACGAUUGACAGUUCCAUUUCACAAGCCGUGGGAACACCCGAUCUAUCGACACCAGUACUCAUGCCGCUCUCCGGUCAAGUCGGUCGACAAGAAAAGGUAAAGAUACAGGACCUUUUGGCGCUUCAAGGUAUCGCGCCGCCUCCGCCGUAUCCUAUCGUUCCUAUUCAGCAAGCCCGUUUGGAUCAGAUACAGACUGUUUACCUUCAUACAUACGCGCCAGCCAUUGAUCGAUUUUUAGAAACACGAUGGUUUCGCGACAAAGGCUUGUCUCAGUUGUUGACAAAUGCGCAACUCAUGGCACAGUACUCGGCUCUUAUUGAUGCUUUCAAUGAUCCAAAAAUAGAUGAUGUCGCUGUCAGAGGACGCGUGGAGAGUUUCGAGGCGUCUGUUGUGUGGGAUACCAUGUCUAUCUGCCGUUCGGCUCGUAACCUUGUGCGAAAUGGCAGCACGGAACCCACGCAGGAAUACGAUUUGCUUACGACGGCAAAUCGAUUUGAUAUUCUGGAAGCUCUGAUCACCGAUGAUCAUCUAAAGGACAACCCAUUACGAGCAGAUCUCACUCGCCCCCCGCCAUCAAAUCUAAACCCUCUUGAAGUCCAAUUACGUACUCGGUCUUUGAAUUUCUGGAAUUGUAUCGGACACUUUCUUACACUGCACGAUAACGAGGCUUCAUCCGCUGUUGAGAUUGAUGAGACCUUGGCUCGUUGUCGUUCGCUGCUAGACGAAAUUGAGAACCGAGAUGUGUUAUAUUCCAUGGCUAUUGGACGACAUCUGGGCCAACGUCUGUCAGACUUCCAACCCCGAAAUAGACCAGAAAAUUCUAGUGACGAGCGGAACGCGAAUACGAAGCUCAUCGUCGCACAGAGAUUCAUUGAAGACGAGUCUAAAGACAAAGGUACAACGCAAGUUGUAAAACGUCUAUGCGGCAUGGUCCAUAGAUUAUGGGAGCUGAAAAACAUCCUGCUGCCACGUGCUUGAAACGAUUGACGAUGGAACUCGAUGAUGCGAAUGCAUGGAAUUUUGAUUGAUAAAACAUACUAGCUUAUGGCGUUAAGGUGUUCAAAAAGAGAAGACUUUACAUUCUUUUUAUUCAUGUAUUAUGGAGACACGGCGUUUAUGUCUUUUUACUGUUGUCUCCUGCAAUGGUCUUCCCGUUUCCCACUGAAGGGGAGAAUACGGUGCUCUUUGUGUGACUAUACCCUUUUAUUUGGAUCUUGAUUUAGAGCGCCAGUAUUUUCAAGGAUCAUGCGGUCUAUGAUCGAGAGAUCAAUGCAACUUGUUCGAGUCCUC